Molecule: messenger RNA, 1699 nt
Organism: Dryobates pubescens (Downy woodpecker)
Lineage: Eukaryota; Metazoa; Chordata; Aves; Piciformes; Picidae
Gene: CEL
Product: carboxyl ester lipase
Exons: 11
Coding region: 11-1699 (562 amino acids)
Biological process (GO): modulation of chemical synaptic transmission; presynaptic membrane assembly; chemical synaptic transmission
Cellular component (GO): postsynaptic specialization membrane; synapse; cell surface
Molecular function (GO): sterol ester esterase activity; triacylglycerol lipase activity; signaling receptor activity
Source: RefSeq, a predicted model, not a curated record
UGUGCACACCAUGGCUCGCUGGGGGAUCCUGUGCCUUGCCUUGUGCUGCUGCCUCGGGGCAGCAAGGGCAGCAACCCUGGGUGUGGUGCUCACCGAGGGAGGCUUUGUGGAAGGUGAGAACAAAAAGCUGGGACUCUUCAAGGGCUCUGUGGACAUCUUCCGUGGGAUCCCCUUUGCUGCUCCUACCAAGACUCUGGAAGACCCUCAGCCUCACCCUGGAUGGGAAGGAACACUGAGUGCAAAGUCGUUCAAGAGCCGCUGCAUGCAGCUGAAACUCACACAGACUGAUGUCCGUGGGAGCGAGGACUGUCUCUACCUGAACAUCUGGGUCCCUCAAGAGAGGAAGCAGGUCUCUACCAAGCUGCCAGUGAUGAUCUGGAUCUAUGGUGGUGCCUUCAUCCUUGGAGGGAGCCAGGGAGCCAACUUCCUUGAUAACUACCUCUAUGAUGGAGAGGAGAUCGCCGUGAGGGGCAAGGUCAUCGUGGUGACCGUCAACUACCGCCUGGGGCCCUUGGGCUUCCUGAGCACAGGAGAUGAAAACAUGCCAGGGAACUACGGGCUGAAGGACCAGCACAUGGCUAUUGCCUGGGUGAAGAGGAACAUCAGAGCCUUUGGAGGUGACCCAGAUAACAUCACUAUCUUUGGGGAGUCAGCUGGUGCUGCCAGUGUGUCCCUGCAGAUGCUGAGCCCAAAGAACAAAGGUCUGUUCAAGAGAGCCAUCACCCAGAGCGGCGUCGGUCUCUGCAGCUGGGCCAUCCAAAAGGAUCCUCUUGCCUCAGCUAAAAUGAUUGGGGAGAAGGUUGGCUGCCCCACACACAACAGCACCGUCCUGGCUCAGUGCCUGCGUCAGUCCAGCGCCAAGGCUCUGACCAUGGCCUACAAGGUGGACCUGAUGAACCUGCCUGGUCCUGUGGUUCACUCCCUUCCUUUCGCUCCUGUUGUCGAUGGAGACUUCCUGCCAGACAUGCCAGAAAAGCUCUUUGACAACGCUGCUGACAUUGACUACCUCGGUGGGGUCAACAACAUGGAUGGGCACAUCUUCGCCGGCGUGGACAUGCCUGCCAUCAACCGCCCCCUCGUGAAAGUCACUGCAGAUGAGGUCUUCAACCUGGUCAAAGGACUUACUUAUGAGAGAGGUGAGGAGGGAGCCACCCUGACAUACAACAUCUACACUCAAGAUUGGGGUGACAAACCAAGCAAGGAGACCGUGAAGAGGACAGUGGUGGACCUGAUUACUGACUACAUCUUCCUGGUUCCCACACAGCGGGCACUGCAGCUGCACUUGGAGAACGCCCGGAGUGCCAAGACAUACAGCUACCUGUUCUCCCAGCCCUCCCGCAUGCCCAUCUACCCAAGCUGGGUGGGGGCAGACCACGCUGAUGACCUGCAGUAUGUGUUUGGGAAACCCUUCAGCACCCCCUUGGGUUACAGGCCCAAGCACAGGACUGUCUCCAGUGCCAUGAUCGCCUACUGGACCAACUUUGCUAGGACAGGUGAUCCCAACACAGGCGAGUCCAAGGUGCCUGUCAACUGGCCACCCUACAGUGAAAAGAGCGCCUACUACCUGGAAAUCAACAACAAGAUUGGCAAGAACUCCGUGAAGCAGGAUCUGAGAUCCAAGUAUGUGGACUUCUGGUACACAGUGUACCGCGGUCUGCCUCUGGUUACUGACAACUCCACGCUUGAGGAACUGAUGUGA